Messenger RNA from Racocetra persica, 261 nucleotides. The record is from the annotation of a GenBank genome assembly. NCBI's taxonomy places the organism in Eukaryota, Fungi, Glomeromycota, Glomeromycetes, Diversisporales, Gigasporaceae.
AUGGAAAACGACAAUUCUAAAGCAGCGGCAAUUCUUCGACAAAGGUCAUUACUUUUUUGGUUAGACUUGAGCCAAAAAAAACCGAAGACGACAGCAAGGUUUUAUGAAAAUACAGUGAUUCAAGAAAAAUUUCAAACAACAGACGCAAUGGAAUCUAAGUUUCGGUUUGACAACUGGGAAUCACCAGUUGGGAUUUAUGAUCACGUAGUCAUUCGUGGAACAGACGUAAGAGUAUUAGAAAUCGAAUACUCGAAAGAAUAA